AUGGAAGAUAAAAUAAUACAAACACAUAUUACAAUAUUAUUAUAUUUAAUGCUGAUUGUUUAUUUAAAAAGCUUUACAAUAAAUUUAGGGGAUAUGCCUAAAAAAUUAUUUACAUAUAUAAAAGUAUAUUAUGGAUUUUUAAUUGUAAUUACAAUUGUAGCAUUUUUUCGUCGAUUGUUUUUAUUAUUUUAUUUAUAUAUCACAAAUACAAUAAAUAAGUUAUUUAAUUAUAUUUUGUUAAAAGAUAAUAAAAAUGAAAUAAAUUAUAUUAAAGGUUAUGCUAAUAAACAAUAUGUUCAAGAUAUUUUUUUUCAAAAUAAUCUAGAAUCUGAAAUUAUUAAUAAAUAUUUGAAUCAAAACCAAAUAGAUUUUUAUAGAUAUUUUUUAUUUUGUGAUAAUUUAGUAAAUUAUGAUAAAAACACGAAUCUCUGCUUAACAAACAAAAAUGAUGUUGUUCAGAAUGAGAGUGGCCAAAAUGAAAUAAACCAUGAUAAUUCGAUUUAUAUGAAAUCGGGAUAUGCAAAUAAAUCAAAUGGUGGUGAUGAUGAUGAUGGUAAUGGCAAUGAUAAUGGCGAUGAUGAAGAAAAUGAAAUUUUUUUUUCAAGCUGUGAUACAUUGUACGAUGUAGCAAAUAGCCAAGCUGAUCGUUCAAAUUUGUUAAAUCGUAUUAAUACAAAAUUUAGCCGAAAAUUAUUUAAUUUUUUUUUUCGGAAAAAUAACAGUUUGCUAAAAAAAACGCUUAACAAAGGGAAGGAAAAGGAGAAGGAAAAGGAGAAGGAAAAUGAAAAUGAAAAUGAAAAAGAAAAUGAAAAUGAAACACAAGAAUCGAAAAAUGGUAUAUCCACUUUUGGAGAAAUAAAAUCAAACAGUGAUAGCAAAAUGAGUAACGAAAUGGAUGGCGAAGAAAAAAGCAAUAAAGGAAAGUAUGGUAGCAAUCAUAUAAAAUCUUAUAAGCUUAAUAAAGAGAGAUAUUUUCAAAAACAUUUAAUAAAAUUCAAGCAUUUAAAAUUUAUUACUUUUAUGUUAGACCUUUUGAAUAAUUAUAAAAAAUAUAUUAUGAUUGACAAACUAAUUAAGCAGCUGAGCAGGCCUGCUACUACCACUAAUGGAAAUAGUAGUGGCGGUGACGGUGGCAAUAGUAGUGGCAAUGCGGAAGAUAAUUCUCUUUGUAAAGAAAAACAGAAUGAUGGGUUAGUUGUAGAAAAGAUAAAUAAUUUCGAAAAAACAUAUGAAGAACUUAAUUGCAUGCGCAAAAAUAAUAGUAAUAAAUUAGAAAGCUAUAAUUUAUUCUCUUCAAAUAUUUUUGGUAAUAUUUUUAAUACUGAUAGUGAAAAAAAAUCACAAAAAUCGAAAAAAUAUUUUGUUCAAAAUUUGGAUUUCCAAAAUGAUAAUAAAGAAAAUGUUAAUAUGGAAAAAGAAAUAAAAAAAAAUAAUGUAAUGUUAAAAUCAAUCUUAAAAAAAAAUACAUCAAAUUUAAAAAAUAAAAAUAAAAAACAUAUAAGAUUUAAUCCAAAAGUUCAAACAUUGUUAUUUGAAAAAUAUUCUGAUGAAGAAGAAUAUAUAUAUAAUAUGAAUAGUGGGAAAAAAGGCUUAUAUAAAAUUACUGAUGAAUAUAAUAUUAAAAAUUCAGAUAUAUUUAGUUAUUAUAAUAUGCGAAAUAAUUUAAAUUCAAUAUUUACUGACAUAAUUAAUUCCGUAUAUGUUUAUAAGGAUAAAAUGUCCAGAAAAAUUUAA
Messenger RNA from Plasmodium yoelii, 1734 nucleotides. RefSeq lists its product as uncharacterized. The transcript has a single exon. The coding region runs from base 1 to 1734 and encodes 577 amino acids. The record is from RefSeq and is a predicted model, not a curated record. Lineage: Eukaryota; Apicomplexa; Aconoidasida; Haemosporida; Plasmodiidae.